Messenger RNA from Archocentrus centrarchus (flier cichlid), 5726 nucleotides. It is a transcript of the gene crb2a, whose product is annotated as crumbs cell polarity complex component 2a. Lineage: Eukaryota; Metazoa; Chordata; Actinopteri; Cichliformes; Cichlidae. Gene Ontology annotation, molecular function: calcium ion binding. The record is from RefSeq and is a predicted model, not a curated record. The transcript is spliced from 13 exons. Bases 61 to 4473 code for a protein of 1470 amino acids.
CUGAAAAGAAAAAAAAAAAACAUAUAAUUUUUUGUAUAUAUCCCCGUCAGUGGUUUUGCCAUGGAGUUUGGGAAAGUUCAUAUGAAUUUAAAGACGGUGCUGCUGACGAUGAUGAUGUUCAAAUGGGGAACCCUGUGCACAGCCACAGCAGACAGAUGCUUGUCUGCACCCUGCCAGAACGGUGCUACCUGUGUGGACACAAUGGAUGAUUAUGCCUGUAUUUGUGCCAGAGAAGGGGUGAGGUACAUGGGCAAAAACUGUGACAAACUGUAUGAUGCCUGUUCCUUUGCUCCAUGUGAGGACUGCACCAGUUUUCCUGGUACCACAGAAUACCACUGCAUCUGCCCAGAUGGACUGACAGGAGAUAACUGCACAGAGGAGGUGGACGAGUGUCAGAGCAAUCCUUGUUCCGAGCCUCGUUCUCUUUGCGUAGAUCAGCUGAAUGGUUACUUCUGCAGGUGUCCUUCUGGGUAUGGAGGGCAAGACUGCAGGACACCUAUAAUUGACUGCAUCAAUGAACCCUGCAGUAACAAUGGAACUUGUGUAUUACAACCCGAAGGCUUUGAAUGCCACUGUGCACCGGGGUUUGAUGGAAAGACUUGUGAGGAAGAUGUGAAUGAGUGUUUGUCAGAACCCUGCCAGAAUGGUGCCAUCUGUAUAGAUGGAGUGGCAGAAUUUCACUGCUUCUGUGUCCCAGGUUUUCAGGGCUAUAACUGUGAAAUUGAUAUCAAUGAGUGUGCUUCAAGACCCUGUGAGAACAACAGCACCUGUAUCAAUGAGAAGGACCACUAUGAGUGUGAGUGCCUGAUGGGCUUUGAAGGAGUCAACUGUGAGACUGAAAUAGAUGAGUGUGAGUCGAAUCCCUGUCACAACGGUGCUGGCUGCCGUGACCUCAUAGGAAUGUACUCCUGUGAGUGUUUGCCUGGAUUCGAUGGCACUGACUGUGAAGUUGAUGUUGAUGAGUGUGCCAGUGUGCCCUGUCAAAACGGAGCAGUCUGUCAUGACAUGGUUAACAGCUAUGCAUGUGACUGCACUGAUACUGGGUAUGAGGGCAAUCACUGUGAGAUAGACAUCCCUGAAUGUGCGUCUGAUCCCUGCCAGCAUGGUGCUACAUGUCAAGAAGGAGUCAAAGAAUACAUCUGUCUCUGCUGGCCAGGUUAUGAAGGAUCAAACUGUGAAGCUGAUAUAGACGAGUGUGCUAAUCAGCCCUGUGAGAACAGUGGGGAGUGUUUUGAGCGCUCUGAUGCAUCUCACUGGGAGCUGGACUGGGAGCUCAGCUUUGCAGAUGCAGCGGGAUAUAUUUGCCAGUGUCAGCUGGGAUUUGCAGGAGAGAACUGCUCUGUCAACAUUGAUGAGUGUGAGUCUGAACCCUGUCAAAACGGAGGUAUUUGUGAAGACAAGAUCAAUGGUUACACCUGUACAUGUCCUGUUGGAUUUUUAGGUGAGUUGUGUGAGGUAAACAUUGAUGAAUGUGAGAGUCAGCCUUGCCAGAAUGGUGGCUGGUGUGAAGAUGGCAGGGCAACCUACACCUGCCACUGUCCUGAGGCAGAUGGAGAUGAACUUCCUUGGGGCGGUCAUCACUGCAAUUUGAAACUCCAUGGCUGUGUUAACCAUAAAUGUCAGAAUGGAGCCACCUGCCAUCCAUGGCUGGAGGAUGGAGAACACGGCCACACAUGCUUGUGCCCUCAUGGAUUCUAUGAUGAGAAGUGCUCCACCAGAACAACUUUCUCCUUCUCCACUCCUGGAUUUAUUCACAUUCAAGUUGUUCUAGAUGAAAGGGCUCGCAGGGACACUGACCACCAUGUUCACAAAGGUUUGGGGGUACAGCUUCGCUUCCGGACAACUAUACCUAAUAUGUUGAUUUUCUACAGAGGGGAUGCGGACAACCACCUCCUUCUAGAGAUUGUGAAUGGUGGUGUUCAUGCAAAAGCCUCUUCUGAGGAAUCAGACUUGGAUGUAAUGUUUCCUGGCUUGGUUAGUGAUGGAGAAUGGAGGGAUGCUCAUGUGUUUAUGGGUCAGGAAGGUCUAGUGUUAAAUUUGAAGGGUCCUGGUUGUCACAGGGAUGGAUGCAGAAUUAUGGAUGGUGGUGCAGGUGAACCACCUUUUCAGCCCUCUGAAGUCUUUACUCAUAUUUAUAUAGGCGGCGCACCAGAGGACCUUUUAGAGUACUCUAAAAGUGGUGCAGGAUUCAUCGGUUGUAUGGAAGACUUGAUGAUUGACUCUAAGCCUAUUCUACCCCAAACACUUCCAGACGACCAAGGCCAUGAACUGGGAUGUAGUAAGACUGAAUGGUGUAAGGCUGACCCCUGCAAUGGACAUGGACAGUGUGUGGACCUAUGGACCAGCUUCCAAUGUGACUGCUACCGUCCCUUCUACAGUAAAAGCUGCUCUGAAGAAUUCCCUUUGUGGACUUACAACCAUGAAGACACAGUGAGUUACAGUGGAUAUGACAUAGGUAAGAGCCAUGGGAGCAAUUUCAGUGUGUCUUUCCUCCUGCGAUCGUUAAAGCUAGAUGGGCUGCUGUUCCAGCUGAGGAGGCCCACAGAGGAAGAGGAGGGAAAGAUCUACUUCUCAGUCUACCUGGGAAUGGGCAGGGUUUUUGUUAGCUCUCUGCCCAACAGUGUCCCACUUACAGCUCCAAUAUUUGUGACCACUGGCAAGAAGGAACUUCUACUGGUGGAAGUUGAACACAGACAUGUAAUUUUUGAACAUGCAGGAAUUCGCUACAGAAUAGGAGAGAUCCCUGAAGUUAGCAUCAACAGUGGGGAUCAGGCCUAUGUAGGAGGACUUCCAAAAGACUGGGCAUCUGAUGCCUGGGGGGGACGUUUCAAAGGUUGCCUGCAGGAUCUUCGUUUAGACUCGGUGCAUUUGGAUAUGGAUGGUUGGAACACCUUGAAUAAAGUGGACAUUUAUUCAUCAACUUAUUCUGAAAAUGUAAAGAAGGGGUGUGUCAGUGACAAUACCUGCAAGAUGAAGCCUUGCCAAAAUGGAGGAGAGUGCACCAUCACAUUCAAUGAUUUUACAUGUUCUUGUCCUGAGGAAUACACUGGGAAAACCUGCAAAACACGUGUGUGGUGUGUUAGCCAUCCAUGUGUAAAUGAUGGCCAUUGUGUGGACCUACCUGAUGGAUAUGAAUGUGUGUACAAUGCCACAUUUGAGAACAACAGUGUGCAGUAUAGUGCUGGAGGCUCCCUCGCUGAGCCUGUCUCUAACAUAUACAUGGAGCUGAGGACUCGUUCAGAGAAUGCUAUUCUCCUGAGGGCUUCCUGGGGCUCCGACCUCCUAAUGGUGGGUCUGCUGGACUCGUCAGUCCGAGUGGAAAUCCAGAUUAGCAACAGUGUUGAGCCUCUGAUUUUUACAGGAGUCCGCCAAGUUGCUGAUGGGAGCUGGCAUCGUGUGAAUAUUUCUAUGACUCAGAUGGACCACAAAGCCUCCCCCUGGAUCAUCACUGUGGAUGGAAUCACAGAUGCCAGCAGUAUGUCAAAGCGGACAGGAAGUAUUCACUUUCUAAAUCAGAAGGGGGCAUUACUAUCCCUUGCAGAGAGCUUCAGUGGCUGCAUGGGUGCAGUGAGGCUAGGAGGAGUCUACCUUCCUUUUAUGGAUGAUUAUAAGGCCCCACAGCCCUCUCAGUUCCACUUAGUUGGUAAACCAAAGAUUCAUUUGGGCUGCACUGGUACCCCUGUUUGUGAUUCAGAUCCAUGUCUAAACGGAGGCACAUGUGAAGACCGCUUUAAUAAAUUUGUAUGUUUGUGUGACUCUGGUUGGGAAGGAGAUCAAUGUGAGAUAGAUACUGAUGACUGUGUGUCUCAGCCCUGUGUUCACGGAAACUGUGAGGACUACUUGGCUGAUUUUCAGUGUCAUUGCCACUUGGGAUAUGCUGGCAUUCUCUGUGAUGAGGAUAUUGACGAGUGUGAGCAUCAUGUUUGUGAGCAUGGAGGCACCUGUCAGGAUGGACCCAACAUGUACACCUGCAUAUGUCCCAAGGAGUACAGUGGCCCACACUGCCAGUGGGCCUACCCUCCUAUACAGUGUGGUAAAGAUGUUUUGUGUGCAAAUGAUGGUGUUUGCAAUGAUGGCCUGUGGGGGGCUAACUGUACGUGCAUGCCAGGAUUCACAGGCAGCAGAUGUGAAAUGGAAAUCAAUGAGUGUGAAUCUAACCCGUGUAGAAAUGGUGGUUCCUGUUUGGAUCGAUUUAACAUGUUUGUAUGUGAAUGCCCACCCGGCUACAGUGGUCCAAUCUGUGUCACUAAUAAAGAAACCAAUAAACAUGGACUGCCCUGGCUGGCAAUAGCCAUCCCGUUGCUCUGCCUGUGUAUUCUCCUAGUGAUUACUGGCUUGACCUAUGUGGUGCUCACAGCGAGGAAGAAGCGCCAGUCUGAGGGUGCUUACAGCCCCAGUGCUCAGGAGCUGGCUGGAGCCCGGUUAGAGAUGGACAGUAUGCUUAAAGUCCCACCGGAGGAGAGACUCAUCUGAUCUGACAGCAACAGUAAUCCAUGAGGGGAGCUUGAGGUCAUUUGAGCACUGUAGGCAUGUGCACAGGACUCACUGUCAAAGUGUUAGCUCCUUUGAACACCUGGGCUGAUCUGAUGUUACAGCCCCCUCCUGGUUGACCUGUGCUACUGACCCUGUGUUGCUACUCUGUGCCACUUGUUUUUACAGUAGCAUGUUAACCAUGUAAAUGGUGCAUAUUUCAUAAUCCAAGGAAAUAACCCAAGUACUUUGCACUUCAGGAACUCAUCAGUUUAUCCUCUGAUGACCUCUUCCUAUCAGAAACUCUUAGGUUGAGGCAACAGGGAAGUAUAAUCCAUUUAACUGUUUUAAUACUUCCAGCUACUUAAACAGGACAGUUAAGAGCCUUAUACUGCACUACCUUUGGAAAAUGUCCCACAGGUUUAUGGCACACCUGUGCUGCUGCUGGAACCUGGGUGUCAUAUGUUCAGUUCCUCCAAUGGAAAUUAUAUGGCUCUAAGAAAACUCUACACUGUUGUGUUUCUGGGCUUUUUUCAGUUUAGCUUGGUGGUGAUUUUGAGAAAUGCUAUUCAUUGUGAAAGAUGAUAUUCAUUUGCAUUUACAUCCACUUUUAUGCACAUUUUAAUUUGCAUGUAAAAUGGAAUCUAUAAAUUUAAAAAAGACAAACUAUUACAAAGCAUUUUUAAUGCUUGGGUGGAUUGAAUCCUUGUUGUAAAGGUUUUAGACACGAAAAGUAAAGUUAAGGUGCUUAAAAAAUAAAAAGUAACAGCUUUGGUCCUCCAUGUCCACAGCUAAAUUGUGCUGAGCAUCUUGGAGAAUGUGCCACAUAUCUUCAUAUUUUAUUUGUACAGCAACAGCAGUUAUCUAAAGGCAUUCUUUUCCUUUUGUAGUGUUUUGUUUUUUGUAGUGACUUCUGUCUCUUCAUGUAAUCCCAGGAAUUGCCCACCAACAUUUCAUUACAACUCCAUCUUCUAGUCAUCAUUCCAUAGCAUGUUAUUCAAAAAGGCCAUGUCCUUAUCAGAUUUUCAUCAUCUGUUCUGCUCAAAUAUUAAUUUUUUUGUUUAGUUUUUUCCUUGCACGCCUCAAAUAUCAUUUUCUAAUCACAGAAAAUCAGAAACUCCUGAGUUUAAUUUUCAAAGUUGUGAUAAACAUGCAUCUUUUUCCCAUGUGACUGUUUUCUGAUUAUAUACAGUUGCUGGUCAUAAAAUUAAAAUAUCAUGAAAAAGUUGAUUUAUUUCAGUAAUUCCAUUCAAAAA